CACACACACACUCCAUCACAAACUACAUUAACUCAUACAUACAUACCAUGCCUGAGGCACCCGAUCAGAACCCGAUGAUGUCCGGCUUCAGCGUUGCCGAGAACAACAAGAAGAAGCUGGACUUCAUCGAGGAUGUAACCUCCAACCCCGACCAAAUUCAGCAGCAAGUCCUUUCCGAAAUCCUCUCCCGAAAUGCCAACGUCGAGUACCUCAUGAGGCACGGCCUCAACGGCCACACUGAUCGUGAUACUUUCAAGAAAACCUUGCCCGUCAUCUCCUACGAGGACAUUCUCCCCGACAUCACCCGUAUCGCCAACGGCGACACCUCCCCCAUUCUCUGCUCCCGCCCCAUCUCCGAGUUCCUCACUAGCUCUGGAACAUCUGCCGGGGAGAGGAAAAUGAUGCCAACGAUCGAGGAGGAGCUCGGUCGGAGAUCGCUUCUGUAUAGCCUGCUGAUGCCGGUGAUGAGCCAGUUCGUCCCGGGGCUAGACAAGGGGAAGGGGAUGUAUUUCUUAUUCAUAAAAUGCGAGAGCAAGACCCCGGGCGGCCUCCCCGCCCGUCCGGUUUUAACGAGCUACUACAAGAGCUCCCACUUCAUGGACCGGCCUUACGAUCCCUAUACGAACUACACCAGCCCGAACGAGGCCAUUCUCUGCCCGGACUCCUACCAGAGCAUGUACUCCCAAAUGCUCUGCGGCCUCUGCCAGCACAACGAGGUCCUCCGCGUUGGCGCGGUCUUCGCCUCCGGCUUCAUCCGCGCCAUCCGCUUCCUGGAGAAGCACUGGGCCCUCCUCUGCCACGACAUCCGCACGGGGACCCUCAACUCCCUCAUCACGGAUCAGGGAGUGAGGGAGGCCGUGAUGCGGAUCCUCAAACCCGACCCGAAGCUGGCCGAGUUUGUGGAGUCCGAGUGUAAAAAAGGGUCGUGGCAGGGAAUCAUCACCCGCCUCUGGCCUAACACGAAAUACGUGGACGUUAUCGUGACGGGGACCAUGUCGCAGUACAUUCCGACCCUGGAUUACUACAGCAAUGGUUUGCCCCUUGUCUGUACAAUGUAUGCCUCUUCGGAAUGCUACUUUGGUGUCAAUCUCAAUCCUCUCUGCAAGCCCAGUGAUGUCUCUUACACCCUCAUCCCCACCAUGGCCUAUUUCGAGUUCCUCCCCGUCCACCGCAACGACAGCCUCUCCAACUCCAUCGCUGUCCCCGUCUCCCUCAACGAGAAGGAGCAGCACGAGCUCGUUGAUCUCGCCCAUGUCAAGCAUGGCCAAGAAUACGAGCUUGUCGUCACAACUUAUGCAGGUCUGUACCGGUACAGAGUGGGUGACGUGCUGCGCGUGGCCGGGUUCAAGAACAAGGCGCCGCAGUUCAACUUCAUCUGCAGGAAGAACGUGGUGCUGAGCAUAGACUCGGACAAGACCGACGAGGUGGAGCUGCAGGCCGCGGUGAUGAGCGCGGUCGGCCACCUGGAGCCGUUCGGGGCAUCACUGACCGAGUACACAAGCUACGCGGACACAAGCAGCAUCCCAGGGCACUACGUGCUAUACUGGGAGCUGAGUCACAACAGGUCGAUCCCGAUCCCACCAUCAGUGUUCGAGGACUGCUGCCUAACAGUCGAGGAGUCGCUGAACUCGGUGUACAGGCAGCACCGCGCGUACGAGGCCAUAGGCCCGCUCGAGAUCAGGAUUGUCCAAGGAGGGACGUUCGACAAGCUCAUGGACUACGCCAUCAGCCUCGGCGCGUCGAUCAAUCAGUACAAGACGCCGCGAUGCGUCAAGUUCGCGCCCAUCGUCGAGCUUCUCAACUCGAGGAUGGAAUCCUCCUUCUUCAGCCCAAAGUGCCCCAAAUUCACCGCCGCAGCGGCGCCGCACAGCCAAUGGAGCACGGAUAAUUGAGUUGAGCGCCUCUCUACUGUUUAAUUUUGUCAUCAUCAUCAUCAUCAUCAUCAUUUGUAGAGAUGUACAACUUAAUAUUAUGCUAUUUAGGUUAACCAAUCAUUUUUCAUCCUUUUCAAUCUCCUUGUUACCAUUUUAACCGCUGUUUUAUUAUGGUAGAAUCUUCCGCCAUGUAAAAAUGAAAAAACAGAUCCUUUUUCAAGGAAUGUUUUCUUCUUCAUCAUC
Messenger RNA from Salvia hispanica, 2117 nucleotides. It is a transcript of the gene DFL1, whose product is annotated as Auxin-responsive GH3 family protein. The record is from RefSeq and is a predicted model, not a curated record. NCBI's taxonomy places the organism in Eukaryota, Viridiplantae, Streptophyta, Magnoliopsida, Lamiales, Lamiaceae. Gene Ontology annotation, molecular function: indole-3-acetic acid amido synthetase activity. Gene Ontology annotation, cellular component: cytoplasm.